Chrysochloris asiatica (Cape golden mole) is the source of this 2202-nucleotide messenger RNA. It is a transcript of the gene LEO1, whose product is annotated as Leo1, Paf1/RNA polymerase II complex component, homolog (S. cerevisiae). Gene Ontology annotation, biological process: positive regulation of transcription elongation by RNA polymerase II; transcription elongation by RNA polymerase II. The coding region runs from base 53 to 2068 and encodes 671 amino acids. The transcript has 12 exons. The record is from RefSeq and is a predicted model, not a curated record. Gene Ontology annotation, molecular function: RNA polymerase II C-terminal domain phosphoserine binding. Lineage: Eukaryota; Metazoa; Chordata; Mammalia; Afrosoricida; Chrysochloridae. Gene Ontology annotation, cellular component: Cdc73/Paf1 complex; nucleus.
GAUAGGCGCGGAGUCGCCUCCCCAGCCGAAGCAGCAGCUGGAGAACGCGGCAAUGGCGGAUAUGGAAGAUCUCUUCGGCAGCGACGCCGACAGCGAUGCUGAGCGUAAAGAUUCUGAUUCUGGAUCGGACUCAGAUUCUGAUCAAGAGAAUGCUGCUUCUGGCAGUAAUGCCUCUGGAAGUGAAAGUGAUCAAGAUGAAAGGGGUGACGCAGGAAAACCAAGUAAUAAGGAACUGUUUGGAGACGACAGCGAGGAUGAGGGGGCUUCUCAUCAUAGUGGGAGUGAUAAUCAUUCUGAAAGAUCAGACAACAGGUCAGACAACAGGUCAGAGGCAUCUGAGCACUCUGACCGUGAAGACAAUGACCCCUCAGAUGUAGAUCAGCACAGUGGGUCAGAAGCCCAUAACGAUGAUGAAGAUGAAGGCCAUAGAUCAGAUGGAGGGAGCCAUCACUCCGAAGCAGAUGGUUCUGAAAAAGCUCAGUCAGAUGAUGAAAAAUGGGGCAGAGAAGAUAAAAGUGAUCAGUCAGAUGAUGAAAAGAUGCCAAAUUCUGAUGAUGAGGAGAGGGCACAGGGCUCUGAUGAAGAUAAGCUGCAGAAUUCUGAUGAUGAGGAGGAGAAAAUGCAGAACACAGAUGAUGAGGAGCAGCCACAGCUUUCAGAGGAUGAGAGACAACAGCUGUCAGAGGAGGAGAAGGCUAACUCUGAUGAUGAACAGCCAGCAGCUUCUGAUAAUGACGAUGAGAAACAGAAUUCUGAUGAUGAAGAACGUCCACAGAUAUCUGAUGAGGAGAAAAUACAAAAUUCUGAUGACGAAAGACCACAGGCCUCAGAUGAAGAAUGCAGGCGUUCAGAUGAUGAAGAGGAGCAGGACCGUAAAUCAGAAUCUGCAAGAGGCAGUGAUAGUGAAGAUGAAGUUUUACGAAUGAAACGCAAGAAUGCAAUUGAGUCUGAUUCCGAAGCGGAGAGUGAUGCUGAGAUGCCUAAAGAUAAUAGUGGAACUAUGGAUCUGUUUGGAGGUGCAGAUGAUAUCUCUUCAGGGAGUGAUGGGGAAGAUAAGCCACCUACUCCGGGACAGCCUAUUGAUGAAAACGGAUUACCUCAGGAUCAACAGGAGGAAGAGCCAAUUCCUGAGACCAGAAUAGAAGUAGAAAUACCCAAAGUAAACACGGAUUUAGGAAAUGACUUGUAUUUUGUUAAACUGCCCAACUUUCUCAGUGUAGAGCCCAGACCUUUUGAUCCUCAGUAUUAUGAAGAUGAAUUUGAAGAUGAAGAAAUGUUGGAUGAAGAAGGUAGAACUAGGUUAAAAUUAAAGGUAGAAAAUACCAUACGAUGGAGGAUACGCCGGGAUGAAGAGGGAAAUGAAAUUAAAGAGAGCAAUGCUCGGAUUGUCAAGUGGUCAGAUGGAAGCAUGUCACUGCAUUUAGGCAAUGAAGUGUUUGAUGUUUACAAAGCUCCGCUGCAAGGCGAUCACAAUCAUCUGUUUAUAAGACAAGGUACUGGUCUACAGGGACAGGCUGUCUUUAAAACCAAGCUCACCUUCAGACCUCAUUCUACAGACAGUGCUACCCAUAGAAAGAUGACUCUGUCACUUGCUGAUAGAUGCUCAAAAACACAGAAGAUCAGAAUCCUGCCAAUGGCUGGUCGUGAUCCUGAAUGCCAACGCACAGAGAUGAUUAAGAAAGAAGAAGAACGCUUGAGGGCUUCUAUCCGUAGGGAGUCUCAGCAGCGUCGCAUGCGGGAGAAACAGCACCAACGCGGACUGAGCGCUAGUUACCUAGAACCUGAUCGUUAUGACGAGGAGGAGGAAGGCGAGGAGUCGAUCAGCUUGGCCGCCAUUAAAAACAGAUACAAAGGGGGCAUACGAGAGGAACGAGCCAGAAUUUAUUCUUCAGACAGUGAUGAAGGUUCAGAAGAAGAUAAGGCUCAAAGAUUGCUCAAAGCCAAAAAACUCAACAGCGAUGAGGAAGGUGAACCUUCUGGAAAGAGAAAAGCCGAGGAUGAUGAUAAAGCAAACAAAAAGCAUAGGAAGUAUGUAAUCAGUGAUGAAGAGGAAGAAGAAGAUGACUGAAGUACAAAAUGUGAAAACAUUUUAUAUAUUUUAUUGUACAGUUUGUUAUAUAUAUAAUGUAAACAUGAGUUAUUUUGACCAAAAUGAAUUGAUUUGCUUUUGUGUCAUUUUAAUUGUAAUAAAAAUUUUUAAAA